UAUUUCCUCUCGAUCUCCAAACUUGGAUUUUCCUCUGUCACCAAUGGCUUCAACAGCUUCGUUUUCUCUGCUCGGCGGUAAUGUCGGCCUUCAGCGCGCGAGAAAUGCUCACGUCAUCUCAUGCAAAGCGCAGCUUAGAGAACCUUUCCCCCCGCCGCUGCCGUCACGCGCCGUCUGGCGCAGGGAGCUGCUGUUCUCGCUGACGGCGGCGACGGUGGUGACAGCCCGGCAGUCGGAAUCAAUGGCGGGGGAUAUUCCGUUGUUCGGUAUAAGGAAGCAGAUAAGGAAGGCGGAGGAGGAAGCGGUGGAGAUCGUGAAGGAAGGUUUCGAGACGGCGGAGAAGGGGAUAGAAGCGGCGGAGAAAGGGAUAGAGGCGGCGGAGAGAGGAAUACAGACGGCGGAGAGAGGAAUACAGACGGCGGAGAGAGAGAUCGAGACGGCGGUCAGUUUCGGCGGAUUGGCGCAGGCGGGGGCUGUCGCCGCGGCGGAGUUCGUCGGCGUUGUUGUCGCCACGUCAGUCGUCAACGGGAUCUUGGGACCGGAAGCCCAGAAAUCGUAGAAUUCUCUGAGAUUUUCUUUUUGUCCCUCUGAAAAAAUUUGAUCUUUAUGUAUGUUUUCUGCAACUUCCAUUGAACAUUAUCCUUCAUGUUGAUAAACUGGAGAAAAAUUCAAUGUCUCAAAAUUAAAAUCUGGUCUGAAAUUA
Tarenaya hassleriana is the source of this 703-nucleotide messenger RNA. RefSeq lists its product as uncharacterized. The transcript has a single exon. Lineage: Eukaryota; Viridiplantae; Streptophyta; Magnoliopsida; Brassicales; Cleomaceae. The record is from RefSeq and is a predicted model, not a curated record. The coding region runs from base 44 to 559 and encodes 171 amino acids. Gene Ontology annotation, cellular component: chloroplast thylakoid.